AUGAUGGACAAUAGCAGCAACUGUGAAGAAUCUCAAUAUUUUGAUGCGGUAGAUCAGAUUAUUGAAGAACCGGAGUUGUUCUGUGAUGAUUUCCCAUUUAUUACAAACAGGGAGUAUGAUGUGUGGAUCCAUGCUCCUCAAAGUGUUAAAGAGCGCCGUAGGGAGUUUGUUCGGUUGAUGAGGCUCGAUUCGGGUGAGUUUGAAAGAGAGAAUUCUGCAGAGAUAUGUGAAACUUCCAAAGAUGCUCCUUUUGACAUAGGAGACAGUCGCAGAAUUAUGGAGACUAGUGGUGCCGUACUAAGAUUUCCUGAGGAUGAAUUUUCGUCGAGUCGUUGGAAUACCGAGGAUUUAGGUUUGAGGGAGUGUAGGAAUGGGAAUUCAAAUUUUAACGGUGUAAAUGAAUGUAUUGAUGAUGGGACUGUGGAAAGGGGGCAAUUCGAGAGUUCCUCUCGGUUUUCUCCCUCGGUUGAGCAAUUUGUACUGAGGGAAAUCAAGGACAAUGCAAGUGCAACCAGAAUGGAGAACAAAUCGAAAACUAGUUGGUUGAGAAAAUUGCGUUUAAUGACUUGCAUGGCGGGCCGGAGUGAUUUUAGCCGAGUUUAUGAGACGAGGAUACAAAAGAUUAGGGUUCGACACAGCUGGAGAAGGUCGAAAGAAUUUUCAGCCCUUUUCACCGGGCAAGAUAUCGAGGCCCACAAAGGGGCAAUUGUGGCGAUGAAAUUUAGUCUGGAUGGCAAGUACUUAGCUAGUGCUGGUGAAGAUAAGAUUGUCAGAAUCUGGCAAGUGGUGGAGGAUGAGAGAUUAAAUAUGGAUGAUAUCGACAUUCCAGAUUUAGAUCCAUCUUGUGUGUAUUUUUCGGCAAAUAAUCUGUCAGAAACGGGACCUCUCACUGUGGAAACCGAUAAAAUAAGUAAAUCCAAGAGCAGUGGUUUCAGAAGAAUGCGAGAGUCAGCAUGUGUUGUAUUCCCUCCAAAGGUUUUCCGGAUUCAUGAAAAGCCACUGCAUGUGUUUGAGGGGCACGAAGGGGAAAUCUUGGAUCUUUCGUGGUCACAUGAUAAUUGUUUGCUUUCAUCGUCAGUUGAUAAAACCGUUCGUUUAUGGCGGGUUGGAGUUGAUCAUUGCUUAAAGGUGUUUCUGCAUAGCGAUUAUGUGACCUCAAUACACUUUAACCCGGUGAACGAUGAUUGCUUCAUCAGUGGAUCCAUUGAUGGGAAGGUCCGGAUUUGGGCGAUUGGUGAUUGCAAAGUUGUAGGCUGGACAGAGAUAACAGACAUUAUAACUGCUGUUUGUUACAGACCUGAUGGUCAGAGUGGUAUGAUUGGCUCUAUUACUGGGACCUGCCGGAAUUUUGACUUAUCAGAUAAUCACUUCCAGUUGGGAGCUCAGGUGUGUAUAACCAGUAAGAAGAAGUCACCCAGCAAACGAAUAAUGUCCUUUCAGUUUUCACCACGAGACCCAAGCAAAAUAUUGGUCACUUGUGCGGAUUCUAAAGUCAGAGUUAUCGAUGGAGUGAAUGUGAUUGGGAAGUACAAGGGCCUCCGAAAUGGUGGAAACCAAAUCUCGGCAUCGUUCACUUCCGAUGGGAAGCACAUCAUCUCAGCAUCUGAUGACUCCAACAUUUACAUAUGGAACUACACUUCUGCCCAAUCCAUAUCCAAACCCAAAACCAUUAGGUCCUUCGAGUGUUUCUUGUCCGAGGCCUCCAUUGCCAUACCCUGGCCCGGCCCAAAAUCCAGUUGGUCCGAUUAUUUCUCCCUCAGCCACGAAUACUUCCACAACCCUCUUUCCAAAGGCUCUGCAACUUGGCCUGAGGAGAAACUUCCUGUCACAACUCUCACAAAAUCACAGUACAAACUCUUCAAGAAUUCCUGCCAGACCUCGUCUGGAUCCCACGCUUGGGGCCUCGUGAUUGUGAGCGCCGGACUUGAUGGGCGGAUCAGAUCGUUUCACAAUUAUGGUUUGCCGGUCUCCCUUUAA
Striga hermonthica is the source of this 1977-nucleotide messenger RNA. NCBI's taxonomy places the organism in Eukaryota, Viridiplantae, Streptophyta, Magnoliopsida, Lamiales, Orobanchaceae. The record is from the annotation of a GenBank genome assembly.